This is a messenger RNA of Ylistrum balloti, 3552 nucleotides long. Its product is annotated as solute carrier family 66 member 2-like. Gene Ontology annotation, cellular component: endosome; trans-Golgi network. Bases 154 to 1050 code for a protein of 298 amino acids. Gene Ontology annotation, biological process: retrograde transport, endosome to Golgi; phospholipid translocation. The record is from RefSeq and is a predicted model, not a curated record. The transcript is spliced from 6 exons. Lineage: Eukaryota; Metazoa; Mollusca; Bivalvia; Pectinida; Pectinidae.
UAGACGAACACACACCGGCAGAUAACAACAGUGGGAUAUUCUGUUCCAGAAUCGUACUCAUGAAGGCUAAGAUUUUGCAAGAAUGACAAAUUACUUGAAAGGGUGACAACAAUAUCUACACUGUUACUAUAGGAAGGCCAGGAUUUGAGGGAUAUGAUAUCAUCAUCAGACUCCCCUGUAGCUGCUCAACUUGAGGCGAUGUUAGCUGAUGUGCCAAAUCAUCUGUCAGGAAUGUUACCUGAGUUAUCAGUUAUGGGUAUUAUCAACUGGGGGGCGGCAGCUGCCAUGGUGUUUGGUGGAGUGGUGCCGUUUAUUCCACAAUACCGAGAUAUCAGGAGAAGUGGUAACACAGAGGGGUUCUCCACAUUUGUCUGUCUCACCUUGCUUAUAGCCAAUAUACUCAGGAUCAUGUUCUGGUUUGGAAAGCACUUUGAGUUACCACUUCUUGCUCAAAGUAUCAUAAUGGUGUUUACAAUGUUGAUGAUGGUUAAGCUGUGUGUACAGAUGAAAAACAAAUCAGAAAUAGUGGCAUCAAAACCACACAAAUUCACUGAUUCUCAGAAUCAUCUUCACCAAAAUGGCGACACAGAUACCUCCCGGUCAUACCCCAACUUGGGGAAGACUGUUGGCAGGUCUACCUUUCUUGAUUUUGACCGUGGUCACUUUUGGCAGUGGACAGAUUUCAAGAGUUACAUCCAGUUUAUCUCACUGUUUACUGCUGUAAUGGCACUGCUGACCUUUCUUCUCCUAAACAACAUUAUCUAUGUAGAACUUAUAGGAUUUUUAGCUGUGUUCGCAGAAGCCUUAUUAGGAGCACCACAGUUUUACAGGAAUUUCAAAAACAAGUCCACACAAGGAAUGAGUAAGAAGAUGGUAGGGUUCUGGACUUGUGGAGACAUAUUUAAGACUGGCUACUUUAUUCUACGAGAGGCACCACCCCAGUUUUGGAUAUGUGGCAUGCUACAAGUGUCUAUAGAUAUUUCUAUAUUUGUACAGGUAUUUCUGUACAGGAACCUGCCAUCUCGUGCCCCUAAAUUCUACAGUAGUUAAUUUAUACAGCAUAUAGUAUUAAAUUCUUCAUGACCCUUAGGUCACUAUUGUUUAAUUACAAUGUCUUUAACUAAAUAUACAAUGAUAUAUAUAUAUAUACAUGUGUGGUAUGUAUUGGGGUUGAUUAUUACUCUGACUUAGCUCUUAAUUGAAUAUUAAAUUUGUUAUUCCUUUCAGGAAUUAUGUGCUUCUUACUCCACUCCAUCUAUAAAUAACUCUCAGCAAUGCCUACACUGUAAACACGAAACACAAUAUUAAUUUACAUGUUUUUCUUAUUUUUCGCUGUACAAAAAUAUGUGUCGAGUGAAACAUCCUGCCAACAUUUUUGUUUAGUGAUUACAGGCAGGCUACUGGUGGUUGUAUUAUUACAAAGCACAUUUUGUUUAUUUUCAAUCAAAUGUUAAUUUUUCAUUACUCCACAUAUCUUUAUUUAACAAAAGUUUACUUUAGAACUUGAUACAUAAAUGCCAUGUUAGAUGACAAAAGAUUGAAAAUUUUGAAGAUUAAACCAGAUAUGAAUGCCUAUAUAAACAACCUUAUUAUGUGUCAUAAAAUAAUAACGUCAGCAUAUAUAAACAGGGUGUUUUUCCUCUCAAUCUCAUCUGUUGAAAGAAUAAUAGACGUAAAACCUUUUAAAUAAAUAAAACUCCUAUUGUCUCUCAUUGUUAAAACAUUCUACAUAUGUGAUGUCAUAAUUAAUUAAUGCUUGGAAGUAAUACUUAAAUAUUACAUGACUACAUUUAUUGUAUGCCAUGGUGGUCAUGUAACAAAAGCAUAAGUGAGAGCUGCAAAUCAUACAACAUAAAUAUGAUUAAUGUUGAAAAGUUUUUCAGGAAUUUUUUUUUCUAUGAGUACUGGAUCAUCAGUAUCAAGAGGUGUUCAUUAUUAGAUAACUGAGGUAUUGAUAUGAGUAUUUAACAAUAUUUUGCAUAUUUAUGAGGCCCAAAAGGGAUUAAAUUUCUGUUUUGGAGUUUUUGGUGGUAAAAAGUGUAACUGGAUUGUAAAAGUCAGGAGAUAGUUAAUUAUUAGUUCAAGCAGUAAUAUGAAUGUCAUCAACAGGCAAGCUAUGAUUUUCUCAAACAACUCUUGUGUUUUUAAAUCUAUUACUGGUGGUGUAGCUAGUCACUGAAACCUUUCUAUCUCUAGUAUAUAAUUCUAGUCAUUUUGUUUCAUUUUGUGGUAAGAGUUGUAGAAAAAUUCAAUGUUAUGAAGAUAAACGGUUUAAUGAUGAUUCACAACAAUACUAAACUAACUUAUACAACACUUCUUGCCUGUGCCUAUAGGUUUAAAAUUCAUAUGUUUAUCAUUACAGUAGAAUCUAAAGAAAAAAUGGAAGAUGGUUAUGGAUUUUGUUACAAUUCACUUGUUGAAGUAAAACAUUGAUAUGUAUUGUGAUGUGCAAUAUGUUACAAAAUGUAAGGUACACCACUUGUGUGAUGUGGAGACCACAAGGCCUAAUAGUUGUGAUAUGUCUGACUGUGUGCACAGUAAGGUAUUGAGGGAGUGGAUGUCAUUGCGUAAAAGAAGUAAUACAUAAGUGAGUAUUCAUAACAAAUGAUGUGCCUGAAAGGCUGUGUUUGUAAUAUUAUGGAUCACAGAAAUAGGGGAGAUAACUCAACAUAUACUACUGUUAACUUACCAUAGCUGUAUUGAAGAUUCCAACAUUCCCCCAAUUUUUUUAACUUUUAUACAUUAUUUAAGGAUAUCACACAAAUCAGAAAUGUAUUUUAAAGCAAUCAGCUUAUAAAUUGAAUUAAUAGUACAUGAAAUGCAUUCCAGUGUUGAAUUAAGGACACCCCAUUUUCUAUUGCUUCUGUGACCUGUGGAAUGUUUGCAAGGGCACCCAUUUUAUAUUCUUUUGUAUUUUUAGAUAACAUUGUAAUUUAGUUCCAAUUUUUGUCAUUACUGUGGUGAGAGACACUUUGAACACACUUUCCUGUAUAAGAAAGGAAAUCUGAUGUGAUGAAUGUUACAGUUUGUGAAUUAAUGGAUUUUUUUAUCAAUGUGGGGAUUGGUUUGUUUGCCUGGUUUAUUUCCCCUUGAACAUCCAGUCAUUUAUAGGCAGGAUCUCAUUGUAGAAAGGUGGUGGCCAUCACACUUAACAACAUGUGACCAACAUAAAGGGGGCACAUUACAUGCUGUCCACAUAAUUGGAGAGAGAUGUCAAGGACAAGAACACAACCAGGUCAUAAUUGUUAGUGAUCUUCGCUCUCUGAAGCAACCCCUCUCACCCCUAAUGAGUAGGGACCAUCAGACUUUACACAUUGAUCUUUACCUUAGGUUGAAGCAACCCCUCUCACCCCUAAUGAGUAGGGACCAUCAAACUUCACACAUUGAUCUUCACCUUAGGUUGAAGCAACCCCUCUCACCUCUAAUACAUAGGGACUAUCAAACUUCACACAUUGAUUUCCACCUUAGGUUGAAGCAACCCCUCUCACCCCUAAUGAGUAGGGACCAUCAAACUUCACACAUUGAUCUUCACCUUAGGUUGAAGGAACCCCU